AUGGAAAGAUACGUCUCUGCCGUCCGCAAGAUGGAACAAACGGUGAUGUUUCCCAGCCUCCUCCUCGGAGUCUCCUUGGAAGACCAGGCUGAAACAUUCGAGACCAACUCGAGCAACGAAGACUCCAGCGAGAGAGACCUGUAUGAAGACUACACUCUGCUAAAAUCCAUCAAGGGGAGGGCAGAGGGUGGCUUAGCACCUCUUGACUUCCAGAAUCCCAGCCUCAAGGAAGAGGAGAGCAAGGAGAAGGCUGAUCUGGAAGAUCUCUUCCAUUACCACGUGUCCGGCUUGCACCGCGUCCUCACCCAGCUGACGAGGAGGGCCAACGCUGUGACUUCCAAAUAUAAUGAAAUCAUGGGGCAGAUCAACCAGAACGAAAUCUCUCUCCGCUGGUGAGACACACGCCAAGGACACCAAAGGACAACCUGAAUUUCUGAACCUGCACAUGUGUACAACUUGGGUCCUCUGUCUGAGGCUGUACAAAGGAGGCUCUUAACGGACAAUCUAGAGACCUUGACUGCAGCACCUACCCCACAACGUUGUGUAGCAUGGACUUUACUUGAAUAAGCCAAGCACUGAUAUUU
Podarcis muralis (Common wall lizard) is the source of this 584-nucleotide messenger RNA. RefSeq names its product mid1-interacting protein 1-B-like. Gene Ontology annotation, cellular component: cytosol. Lineage: Eukaryota; Metazoa; Chordata; Lepidosauria; Squamata; Lacertidae. Gene Ontology annotation, biological process: regulation of lipid biosynthetic process. The record is from RefSeq and is a predicted model, not a curated record.